AUGCCUAAGUUUGCGCGCGGAGGCGACAUCGAUCUUGACGAAGCAUAUGGAACCCUCCUCAACGACAAACAUGCUGCUAUGCGGCGCAACAUCCGGACCAAGACUUACAUGAACAAGUCUCAUCAUUGCGAAGAUCCUGAAUGCGGUGGCGGAGCGCCGAAAGCGAAGUGCAUCACCAAGUUGCACUUCGCCUUCUGCCUGGCACCUGUGGUAGACGAAGAGCCCGAUUCUCCUACGUUUGGAGAGGUCGUCAUUCACGGCGAGAGGUUCCCGAUGAUAUCCACGACUGGCUGUGCGGAACAUCCGUACAUCGCCGAGUACAAUCUCGACCUCAAAGAUGCUCGCAAAGAUCGCGCCAAGUAUGAAAUACGAUGGAAGAAAAUAUUCGAGAGCUUCAAGUUGGAGUAUGAGACGAGUCUAGCUGAGAAAGCUGAGAAGGCGAAAGCCAUGAAGAAGAUGUUAGGCAUGACGGGACACCAGAGGCAGACGAUGCGAGCAAGGCUGGAUAGCAUCGAGUAUCAGAAGCGGCAAAAGUCGGAGGUCGCGAGCGAGAAGACGGAGAUUUGGAGUGACAAGCAUACCGACGACAUCGUUUCGCAGCAGCCCAAAAGUCAAGAACUGGUUCUGCUUCCCAUCCUUACUGCGACAGCAGAGACUGCUCUUGUUCGAGCUGAUGACAAAUGGCUUGUCAUGGGCGAAAUCGUUCCUGCAAUUGCUGCGGUUGCGCCCGAGGACCUUCAGUCCAUACUGGAGCCGAUGUGGCUUCAUGAUGAGCUCUUCGCAGGCACUACCAACAACAAGGAUAGCAAAGGCGUCCCAGACGACUGGAACACGAUUCUGAAGACUGUAGAAGAGUUGGAACUACCCGAGCCUACUACGUUGUGGCUUCACGACGAACUCUUCCCGGAGCCCGAUCCAUCCAUCAUGAUACCAGCACUAGGCAGCGAUAGCCUCGCAACAGCAGCUCCGAUUGCGAUGGAAGAUCCAGUCGCAAUUACCGACGCUCCCUCGAGAACCCAGAUUCAUCGCAAGGAUGCGAAGGUGGCGAAGAAACAGCGAGCUGCUGUGAGUCGUGCUCUCAAGCGCACCCGACUCGAAGACAGGCUAAGCCAAGCGGAAGAGCAGAUGGCUUUGGCGCAUUCUCUGCGCAGGCAGAAAUCACUGAAGAAGCGAACGAAGAAUCGGACAGGCCUAAGUCGGUUUGCUUGA
Molecule: messenger RNA, 1209 nt
Organism: Parastagonospora nodorum SN15
Lineage: Eukaryota; Fungi; Ascomycota; Dothideomycetes; Pleosporales; Phaeosphaeriaceae
Exons: 1
Coding region: 1-1209 (402 amino acids)
Source: RefSeq, a predicted model, not a curated record